Molecule: messenger RNA, 1146 nt
Organism: Lolium rigidum
Lineage: Eukaryota; Viridiplantae; Streptophyta; Magnoliopsida; Poales; Poaceae
Product: BTB/POZ and MATH domain-containing protein 2-like
Exons: 1
Coding region: 1-1146 (381 amino acids)
Biological process (GO): protein ubiquitination
Molecular function (GO): protein binding
Source: RefSeq, a predicted model, not a curated record
AUGGGAGCCGCCGCCUCUGUGCCCGACGGCGACCCCACCGCCGUGACGGGAUCGGUGAGCGAUGUGCCGAAGGUGAGCGGCGUGCACGAGUUCACGAUCCGAGAGUACAGCCGCACCAAGGGCAUUGGCAUUGGCAAGUCGAUCAUCUCGCAGUACUUCACCAUCGACGGCCGCAAGUGGUACAUCCGCUUCUACCCGGACGGCUACAGCGCGGCGGACAGCGCCUGGAUCGCCUUCUACGCGCAGACGUUCUACAAGCCGCAGUUCUGCGCCGUGCGCGCCGAGUUCACCUUUCAGCUCCUCGGCGCCAACGGUGAGGCCCGUCACACGCGCCGCUCCGACCGGGCCUGCAAGUACGACACCUUCUGCAACAGCUGGGGCAUCCGCCGCUACAUCGACCGGAACCAGCUCGAGUCCGCCGCGCUCGCCGUCCUGCACAACGACUCCAUCACCGUGCGCUGCACCAUCACGAUCCACCAGGCGAGGCGCAGGAGCGUCCCGGUCGACCGCCCGGGGCUCGUUAAGAUGCCGGACCAGCCGGCGUCGGUCCACGACCACAACGCCAUCAGGUUCCUCGCCAGCGGGAAGGCCCCCUUCGACGUCCGGUUCGACGUGGACGGCGAGAUCUUCGAGGCGCACAGGAUGGUUGUGGCCGCGCAGUCGCCGUGGUUCGAAGGUCUCCUCUACGGCCAUGGACGCGAGGCCGGGGAGUCUGACCUCGUCGACGUCGGCAGCGGCGUGGUCGGCGCCGACGCGUUCCGUGGCGUGCUCCACUUCAUCUACAACGACGAGCUCCCGACUACCCUAACCGACAAGAGUGUGAAGGAGCGGUACGAGGCUACGCUGCGGCUGUUCGAGGCCGCCGACUACUACCUCAUGGACAGGUUGAAGAUGAUGUGCGCGAUCAGACUAGGCGACUUCAUCACGAACUCCACCGUGGACACGAUCGAGGAGUACGCCGAGGCGUACUCGUGCAAGGAGCUCGAGCAGGCGUGCAAGAACUUCAAGGAGCGCAGAAGCCUACUAGCGAAUUUAGAGAUUAUACGGAGAUUACUGUCCCGCGUCGUCGGCGCAAAUCACACAACGAGGAGGAUCAUGGGUGUCACGGCGGCUCCGUCGACAAGCCAACAACAGGCCGCUAACUAA